This is a messenger RNA of Drosophila gunungcola (fruit fly), 838 nucleotides long. RefSeq lists its product as uncharacterized. Gene Ontology annotation, molecular function: ubiquitin protein ligase activity. Lineage: Eukaryota; Metazoa; Arthropoda; Insecta; Diptera; Drosophilidae. Bases 108 to 614 code for a protein of 168 amino acids. Gene Ontology annotation, biological process: protein ubiquitination. The transcript is spliced from 2 exons. The record is from RefSeq and is a predicted model, not a curated record.
UCUGGUCACAUCAAAGUGGACAUUCUAUUUAUUUUCGGGGGAUUUCACGGAAACCUUGUGGCCUACCAUAUCAGUUUGUUAUUUAAUCCUUUGAAUUGCAGUUAAAAAUGGUUUACUUGAACAUUAUAAUGGGUUUCGGCGUGGUUUUGGCGGCAGCAGCCGCGGCUAUUUACUAUAGCAUGCCGAGUUACCAGCAGACCCCGCGACAUCGCCAACCGCCUAGGAAUCGCAGGAAUGAGGACGAAGAGUUCGACCAGGGUGCCAGCCUUUACCGGAACUUCAGGGAUCAGCGUACGCGGCGCAGCGUGGCGGGCGACAGGUGCUCCGUGUGUCUGCUGCAUAUGGAACAAGGUGACAUGCACCAGAUGAAGUGCGGCCAUGCUCUGGACACGGCCUGCUUCGAGGAAUAUCGCUACAUUCGCAGAAACUGCCCGCUCUGCAACCAACCUGUCAAUCUCAGCCUGCCCGGCGACAGUUGCUCGAUUUGCUUAGACCCUCUGGAAAAGGCCAACAUGGUGCAUCUGCGCUGCCAGCACGCUCUGCACUCCGAAUGUUACGGGCAGUUCAUGGCCAGCGGAGCCAGGACCUGCCCCCUCUGCAGGGAGCAAUUGUAGAAGCCACACAAUUCCUUCACAGAUCCACAACCACAAAUAUAUAUCAACUAUUGCCGGCGGCGUAAAGGGAACCGCAUAUAUUAUCAACCUGAGCAAGUGCUAUCCCCUUGGUGCACAAAGAACUUUAAGCAAUUAACAAGUGAAAAGCGAUAAGCAAUCGAAUGAGUCUGCCUUAGUGUGUAAUUGUCAAACGUUUUGUUAAAUAAACAACAUAAAAUGCCUUA